This is a messenger RNA of Leguminivora glycinivorella, 970 nucleotides long. RefSeq lists its product as uncharacterized. Lineage: Eukaryota; Metazoa; Arthropoda; Insecta; Lepidoptera; Tortricidae. The transcript is spliced from 2 exons. The record is from RefSeq and is a predicted model, not a curated record. The coding region runs from base 2 to 781 and encodes 259 amino acids.
CAUGGCGGUCAAGAUAACCACAGCAUUUAUUUGGAUCCUGCCUGUCACUUUGGCGCAAAAUGGAUACAUGGGCUAUAAUUACGGCGCUCCGGUUUUGAGGCCCAAUAAUGUACAGCAACCGUACUAUAACAACGUGCCCGAGUUACAUAAUGGGUUUCUUCCAUCACCGGUGCAUCACUAUAACGCAGAAGUAUAUAGAAAUCAACUUGUACGAAACCAACAUGUAAUAAAUUAUAACAAUCAGGGAUAUCACGGUGUUCAGUCUAUGAAUGAAAAUGGGAACAGCUUCACUCCAAGUAUCAGCAACGGUAAUUCUUUAGAAGCUCAGAAUCUACAGGCAAAUGUACAGGAUAAAACUUUUCAUAAUCCCAGCUACACGAACACUCAGGACCAACAGUCGGUCAUCACGAAGCACAUUUACUUCCAUUUACCACCGGACGAUAGUGACUAUGUGGCACCAGUAACACCGUCACCACCUAAGAAGACGUACAAUAUCAUUUUUAUCAAGUUGCCGUCACAAAAAUUGACUAGUGCAGUACGACUACAGCAGAUCGUUUACCAACAAGCUGCAGAGAGCAAAACUCUUAUAUAUGUUUUGGUGAAGAAACCGGAAACGCAAACCGUCCAGCCGGUGACUUCUAAGCCUGAAGUGUUUUAUGUGAAGUACAAAGAGCCGAGACAUGUAGCUGAACCAGUGCAAAACGGCGUAGUAGAACUACGGGUGUCACAGAACGAUAUCCCUGGGCUACUACCCGGUCAGAUUAAUGGACACGGAGUUUAAUGCCUAGCUUGUGUUUGUUACGUCUAGCUUUAUUAUUUUAUUACAUUAUACGUAUUCAGUUAUUUAUUGUGAUGUACUAAUAUGCGUGUGUGUGUGAUUCAUUAAUUUUAAGCUAAAGAAAAUUGUGGGACUUUCGCAGCUUCGUCACAUUAUUGGAUGUGAUACUUAAGCUACCUUAAUAAGUUUGUG